Molecule: messenger RNA, 5048 nt
Organism: Capra hircus (goat)
Lineage: Eukaryota; Metazoa; Chordata; Mammalia; Artiodactyla; Bovidae
Product: zinc finger protein 501
Exons: 6
Coding region: 2250-3710 (486 amino acids)
Biological process (GO): regulation of transcription by RNA polymerase II
Cellular component (GO): nucleus
Molecular function (GO): RNA polymerase II transcription regulatory region sequence-specific DNA binding; DNA-binding transcription factor activity, RNA polymerase II-specific
Source: RefSeq, a predicted model, not a curated record
AGGUCGAUCCCUGCCCUGGGGAGACCCCGUGUGCCACAGGGCAGCUAAGCCCUGUGCUGUGGAACCUGUGCUCUGCAACAGAAGAAGCCAGAGCAAUGAGAAGCUUGAGCACCACAACGAAGUGCAGCCCCUUCUCGCCUCAAACAGAGAAAGCCCACGCACAGCAGCAAAGACCCAGCAUGACCAAAAACAAAUGAAUCUUUAAAAAGUUAUUAAAAACAAAAGCUAUAUUUUCCUGUGCUGUACAACAUAUCCUUGUUCUUAUCUUUUUAUACAUAGUGAAACUGAGCAGGACCCUGUGGGACCUUCAUGGGAGAAACAUCCCCAACGCUCAUGUCCCCUGACUCCCACUUGACCCACUGGGUGUGCUGCACAGCUUGCGGGAUCUUAAUUCCCUGACCAGGGACUGAACGCGGGCCCUGAGCAAUGAGAGCAUGGAGUCCUAACCCUUUGACCACCAGGGAAUUCCUGUCCUGACUCUUGUUUAUGGAAAAUUUUAUCCUCUUUGGCUUUCCUGGAAUUCCAAAAAGCAAAAUCAGAAAAGUGAGAAGAUGCAGAAACAAAGGAAGGCAGUCGAGUGUGACAACAUCAUAAUAGUUUAGCCAUAAAACAAAGUGAAGGACCUUUAAAGUUCCUCCUCAGGGGCAAUGGAUGAUAUCCUGAGCCAUGUCCUUGAGCUAUUUUGCAGUUACUAAAACCCCUACCAGGUGGAAGAAGUUAACUGCAUGCUGACAACCAGCAUGUAGCCUCCCAGACCAGUUGGAGUUAGAAAACUGAUAAUUAAUAUCCUGAAAAUAUCACCGUUAUCUCAUCAUCAACCAGAGAAUUGUGCUCAGGCUGACACAUCCUGCUACCCUCUUCCUCAUAGUGUCUUUAAAAUCCCUUCUUUGAAAGUCAUUGGGGACUUAAGGUCUUUUGAGCAUGAGCUGCCUGUUCUUGCAGUAAACCCUGUACUUACCUUUCACCACAAGGGAAUAUCAAUGGUUUGGCUUUUCUGUGCAUCAGGUGACUGGCCCAAGUUUGGUUUGGUAACAGCAGUUUGAGUCUCUUAGGCCCAUAGCCCUAUUUGGCCUCUCCCCCAUGAAAUGUUUAUCAGCUUCUGCUACCAGCGGACACAUUUUGUAUCUGAAGGACUAGGAAUGAUAUGUGUGCUUGGCUCUGUGUCCUCUGAGAACUUCAGAAAUAAUACAGGUAGCCUCAGGCAGCAUGAAGUUCACAGAAACUGAACUAACACAUCUCCAGUCUUGGGUGAAUGUCUUCAGACAACACAACAUCCCCCAGAAGUCCUGAGAUCUGCCCCUUUAAGAACGAACAAGAGGCUUCUAAGUCCUUGGACGGGUGAACUCCAUUUCCCAGCGCCCCUGGGGUCUAAACUUGUCAGAGUGCAAAGGGGUGGGGUGAGUUACCCCCUAGCGUGAGAACUACAGAACCCAGAGUACUCUGCUGUGCAGCCUUGCUGAGCCAAUGAAGGCUCAGAACAGGCGUUUCCGUGCGGGGCCCCUAGCGAGGGGCGGGGCUUCCGGCGUCCUCCUCCGGGCGGUCAUUUUGGCUGCUCGGGUGUGUUCGUCCGGACAGAAGUUCCGGAGCCGUGAGCCGGGGCCGACAGAACAGGACCGACAAAGCGUCAGAGGAGUCCCGCUGCACAGAAGCGAGUCUGAGGUUCGGCCGCAGCACCGCGCGAGAUGAUUCGCACCAGGGCCGGUUUAAGACCCGCCGGCCCGCUCCCGGACCCACUCCGCCCGAAGGCCUGGAUGGCUGCGGCCGAUCGGAGGGACCCGCCGCAGACUGGAUCCUGAAACUCCUGGUGUAGAUUGACAUUCCUGUUAGCGUGGCGAGGAGCAAAAACAGAAAUAUGGGGCGUGGGUACAGGCAGUAAGUCCAAUACAUUCUCAGCAGUAGACUUGCUUCUGGACCUGCCUCUGAAGUCAGAGCCACGCGUACCAUCCUGAUCCUGUGUUUUAUUCACUGCUGUGAGAACCACAGUGCCCAGAGGACCCCGAGCCAACAAAGGCACGUGAGCGUGGAACCAAUGAAGGUCCAGGAGAGGGCCAUUUCUGUGUGUACCAUCGUGUUGGGACAGGACUUCCCGCAUCCUCCUAGUGGCGAUCUGUUUCCUACUCAGAGGUUCCAGAACACUGGGUCGGUUCCAAGGUGACCCAGACUGAGAAGGAGACGUGAGCAAGAAAAGUCACUGUGCCUGCUUCACAGAGACAGAUCUGAAGCACUAGGCUGCUGCACCUCGGAGUCCGAUGGCGGCGGCGACACUGAGGGACCCGCAUCAGGGAAGUGUGACCUUUGAAGAUGUGGUUGUGUACUUCUCCUGGGAGGAGUGGGGUCUCCUGGAUGAGAAUCAGAGAUGCCUGUACCACGAUGUGAUGCUGGAGAACUUUGCGCUCGUGACCUCACUGGGUUGUUGGUAUGGAAUGGAGGAGGCAGUGGCAUUUUCUGUGGAGAGUGUUCCCGUAGAACAAACAUCACGGGGCAAGACUGUAGUUCCAUACCCAUCCAUUGAGAAGACACAGCCCUGUGAGGGGUGUGUCAGGGCCAGGAGAGACGGUCUACAGCUGCCUGAGCACCAAGGCCUGCAUCUUGAGCAAAACUCACAGCCCUGUGAGGAGUAUGAGAAGCAACCAAGGUUUAGCCCUGGCCUCCACCCAGAGCCCAGCAACGAGAAGCCAUCCAGAAGGGACACAGACAAGGCACGUGUGAGAAGUUACAGAUUUCACGUAUCAGCAAAGCCCUUCACUUGUGAGGAAGUGGGCAAGGAUUUCCUGGCUAUGCUGAACCUCCUCCAGCAUCAGGCCACACUCAAAGGGACAAAGCCACAGAGCAGCUUUCAGUGUGCAGAGCCCUUUUUUGAUGGAAAAAGUCAGUACAAGUGCAGUGAGUAUGAGAAACUGUUUAGCUGUGAAUACACACUUUUUCAGGAUCAGCAGAUUCUCACUAGAAAAAACUACCAGGACUGUGAUGACUGUGAGAAACCUUUUAACCAAAGUUCCCUCCUUAUCAAUUGCCAGAGACCUGAUAACACAGGAGCAAGGCCUUACGAGUGCAGCGAAUGUGGGAAGUCCUUCAGCCAAAGCUACAGACUCAUUCAGCACCACAGAAGUCACACUGCAGCACGGCCUUAUAAGUGCAAUGAAUGUGGGAAAGCCUUUAGCUACAAAUUAAGACUUGUGCAGCACCUACAGAUUCACAGUAAAGUGAGGCCUUAUGAGUGUGGCGAGUGUGGGAAAUCCUUCAGCUACAGCUCUACUCUCAUUAAACACCAGAGAGUUCACACUGGAGCCAGGCCUUAUAAGUGUGGUGAGUGCGGGAAUUCGUUUAGCCAAAGCUCCAAUCUUAUUCAACACCAGAAGAUCCACAGUGGGGCGAGGCCUUAUAAAUGCACUGAAUGUGGAAAAUCCUUCAGCUACAAAUGCAAACUUGUGCAGCACCUGCGCAUUCACACUGGAGAGAGGCCUUAUGAGUGUGGGGAAUGUGGGAAAUCCUUUAGUCACAGCUCCACCCUCAAUCAACACCAGAGAAUUCACACUGGAGCCAGACCUUACAAGUGUGAAGAAUGUGAGAAAUCCUUCAGCCAAAAGUCCAAUCUCAUUCAGCACCGGAGAGUUCACACAGGAGAAAAGCCUUAUGAAUGUGGGGAAUGUGGGAAAUCCUUCAGUCAAAGCUCCCACAUCAUUCAACACAGAAAACUGCACACCAGAUAACCUCACGAAUGCAAUGACUGUGAGAACACCAGUCACAGCCAAUGUCUAUAUUCAACUAGAAAAUUAUGCAGCAGAUUUGGGGAAACCAUCUUAAAGGUCUAAGCCCAGCAGGGAACAUGGGUUUCUUUGUGAAGGGGCCAUCUCCUAGAAGUUGAGCAUUAUACAGCUGAACAUACACAGCAAAAACAUUCCUUUUGAGUUUGUAGGUUGGUGGGAAGCUUUUAGGAGGCUUUCUGCAUAUUUCACUGCUGGCUCUGUUUCCUCAGUUACAUCCCUUCUGGUUUCUGUGGCAGAAGCCUCACCCCUACCAGCCAGUAGUUUCCAGGUUCCAACACUUUGUAUCAGUCCUGGCAGUUUGAUCAGGGGAGGGAGAUGUCUCAUCUCUGUCCCAUUCUUUACAGAACAGUAUGAAUAAUUUUCAGGGUUGCCUCAUAUUCCUUCCCCUCUGACAAAUUAGGGCUCAAUCCAGUUUUAGUAAAGUGUGGGUAACAUUGGCAGCAGUAGGCUUACCACCUUCCACUAGAGGUCCAGCUUGCAUAGCUGCCAAAAGUCUCCUAGGAAAGAAGGCUUUAGUAAAGGGUCCUAAUUUAUGGCCUGGAUGCAAGGAAUUUGGUGGACCCAGAGGUCACCUGUAAGAGGCACCUCUGGUGCUUCUGUGAGAAGCAUAGAAAUCAGUUCCCUUUUCCCCAGUAUUACACAUAAUCCUGAGCACUGUUGUGGAGAAGCUCCAGGUACUGCAAAAAUCAUGUGCCUUCAGGUCUCAAGCUGGGUUUUUUGGUGUUACUGAACGGUUUCAAGGGUGAAGCCAGAAACUUCACACGGAAAUGCUGGAUGUGGUUAUGUGCACUGGAGGAGCUGUGGCAAUGGAAGGAAGUGCCUGUUGUAAAGGCACCUCCGCAAAUGUCCCGGUGGCUGUGAUGUGUUAGAUGAGUGUGGACACUCCCAUCAUGUGUUCUUCCUUUAGCUGAGGUCAGUGUCAGAGCAAAUAAAGCUUUGCUUAUUCUCUUAACCUCUGGACUCUUCACCCUGAGCCUCGUGCUGCACAGACAGUGACAGACGGGGGUGAAGCGAGAUGCUGGAGCCCAGGGAUGUAGCUUUUGUGACCAGUUUCCUGCUGACUCAAAAACAGUCUUUACCAGUAUAUUUUUUCCCUGAUGGAGGGCCUGCCAGGGAAAUACAGGUUUCUAAAGCUCUGGUUAUGAAAAAAAAACUAGGAAAAUUUCUAUGUAAAACAAAUUUCUACAAAGUUUUAUUGAAAUAUAAUUGAUUAAAAUUAUACAAUAUGAUACUAUUUACUUGUACACCCAUAAAACUAUUAAAAAACAUAUCUACAACAAA